This is a messenger RNA of Manduca sexta (tobacco hornworm), 5444 nucleotides long. RefSeq names its product nuclear cap-binding protein subunit 1 (gene Cbp80). Gene Ontology annotation, molecular function: mRNA binding; RNA cap binding; protein binding. The transcript is spliced from 10 exons. Gene Ontology annotation, cellular component: nuclear cap binding complex; nucleus. NCBI's taxonomy places the organism in Eukaryota, Metazoa, Arthropoda, Insecta, Lepidoptera, Sphingidae. The record is from RefSeq and is a predicted model, not a curated record. Bases 109 to 2502 code for a protein of 797 amino acids. Gene Ontology annotation, biological process: nuclear-transcribed mRNA catabolic process, nonsense-mediated decay; mRNA export from nucleus.
ACUUCGUUUGACUGUUUGAUUCAUUUGCUGUUGGCGUUUUCAAUAUUUUAAUUGAAUUGUUUUUAUUGCAGUUUUCAUUGUGUGUCUGGUGUUAUAUCAAGUGUAGUAAUGAACCGAAGGAGAGGACAUGAAGAGGACGAUGGAUACGAUCGUUUACAUCGCAAGAGACGACGUGUCUCUGAGAAUCAAGAGUUGGAAGAUCGGCUAGAGUCCCUGAUCCACCGAGUGGGUGAAAAGAGUAGUUCGAGCUUGGAGAGUAACUUGGAAGGAUUGGCUAGCGUACUGGAGGCCGAUCUGAGCACUUUCAGGGUGAAAAUUUUACGUAUUCUAACAGAUUGCGCUGUACGCAUGCCAGAGAAAUGCACAAUCUAUGCAACUUUAGUAGGUUUGCUCAAUGCUAAGAACUAUAAUUUCGGUGGAGAAUUUGUUGACUAUAUUGUCAAAACAUUCAAGGAAAACCUAAAAGCUGGAAAGUGGAAUGCAGCUAGAUAUUGCCUAAGGUUCAUAGCUGAUUUAGUCAACUGCCAUGUAUUGGCUGCUUCAUCCCUGCUGACAUUGUUGGAGACUCUAGUUGACAGUGCAAAUGAGGAUGGUGUUCCCCAAGUGAGGAGGGACUGGUUUGUUUUUGCUGUUCUAUCCACACUACCGUGGGUUGGCAGAGAGUUGUAUGAAAAGAAGGAAUCUCAAUUAGACCACUUAUUGGUGACCAUAGAUGUAUUUCUCAACAAACGCAGUAAAAAACAUUGGCCUGCUUUGAAAGUCUGGUCAGCUGAUUCGCCACAUCUACAAGAAGAGUAUUUGGAUUGCCUGUGGGCUCAGAUCAAGAAGCUGAAGCAAGACAAUUGGUCUGAGAAACAUAUUCCGAGACCAUACCUUGCUUUUGACUCAAUACUUUGUGAGGCAUUGCAACACACUUUACCGUCUAUUCAGCCUCCACCUCACAAUGACACAGACACCUAUCCAAUGCCACGAGUCAUAUUCCGUAUGUUUGACUACACUGACUGCCCUGAUGGACCAGUCCUGCCUGGUGCACAUUCUAUUGAAAGAUUCCUUAUUGAGGAACACCUUCACAAUAUCAUAGAGGCAUAUCACUUGGAAAGGAAAGAAUGUGCAGCACAGCUUCUUUGUUUUCCAUACAAAGACAAAAUUCCAUUGGAAUACUGUAUUGUUGAAGUUAUAUUUGCUGAGCUUUUUAAUCUGCCUAAGCCGAGAUAUUUGGAGAUAUGCUACGGUUCAGUCUUGAUUGAGCUUUGUAAGCUUCAGCCAUCUACUAUGCCUCAAGUAUUGGCUCAAGCUACAGAGAUUUUGUUCAUGCGGAUUGACUCCAUGAAUGUUGCUUGUUUCGAUAGAUUUGUGAAUUGGUUCUCGUACCAUCUGAGUAACUUCCAGUACCGCUGGUCUUGGGAAGAUUGGGAGGGGUACACUCAGUUGGAUUUAGACCAUCCCAAACCCAGGUUCAUUAGAGAAGUUCUUGGAAAGUGUUUGAGGCUCUCAUACCACCAGAGGAUCAAGGAUAUUACACCGGAAACAUUUUCUGCUUUUGUACCCCUUAAACCGGAGCCCAUUUAUAAGUACUCCAUGGAAGGUGCAGCAUCUCUACCAGGCACAGAAGCGGCGCAUCAGCUGGUUAUCUGCGUGCGCAACAAGUGCACUCCAGAGGAAGCCUUAAACGUGCUGCGGGAGUUGCCCAACCCUCUCCGCGAGGGGGAGCAGGCGGCGACACAGGCGGCACCUCACAACCCUCUCAAGAUCGACGUCUUCGUUCAGACGCUGCUCAAUCUCGGCAGCAAGAGCAUAUCGCAUAGUUUUGCUGCUAUAUCCAAGUUUCAUUAUGUUUUUAAGAUUCUAGCUGAAUCGGAAGAGGCACAGAUAUGCAUCCUGCGCAACGUGUGGGAGUUGUGGCAGAGGCACCCGCAGAUGGUGUGCGUGUUGGUGGACAAGAUGCUCAAGACGCAGAUAGUGGAGUGCAGCGCGGUGGCCACGUGGCUGUUCUCCAAGGAGAUGGCGCCGUACUUCACGCACGGCUGUCUGUGGGAGAUGCUGCAUCUCACCAUAGACAAGAUGAACAAGCACGUCUCGAAAUUAAGUGAUGAGCUCCAAGAGGCUAGAGAAGUGUUGGCUAGAGCUGAUUCCAGCAGUUCCGACUCCGAGGAUGAGGGUACGAAGAAGAAGAAGGAUCAAGACAAGCCUACGGAAGAGGUCGUGGAGCGCAUGGAGGAGCGGCUGGAAGCGGCGCACAUGGACCAGAAGCGGUUGUUCCUGAUCGUGUUCCAGCGGUUCAUCAUGAUCCUGUCGGAGCACCUGGUGCGCUGCGACACCGACGCGCGCGACGCCGACACCUACUGGUACCGCAGCACCGUGGGGCGGCUGCGACAGGUCUUCCUCGUCCACCACGAACAAGUCCAGAAGUACAGCAGCACGCUGGAAACCCUCUUGUUCACUCAGGACCUGGACCCGCACAUCCUGGACGUGUUCCACCAGUUCCUCGCGCUGACCGCCUAGCAUUUAAUCACCACCACUCCGUUGAUCAUCGUCGAGUCGUAGACUUUAGACUAUCGGUGACACGUGUAUGGUGAUGUGUAUUAGUAUAAGUAAUCUAUUAUGUUAUGUAUUAUUUAUUUCGUAUAGCCUGCUACAUGGCGAUUACUGGUCGGUUUUGGAAAUGUAGACAGGUAUCUACUGUCCCGAAAAAUAUUUUUAGAGUUGUUAAUUUUACCUGUUGAAAUAUACUAUUAUAUGUACCAUGAUAUAGUCAUGAUUGUAAGAGUCAAGAUAUUUAAUGAUUUCUUGUGCUUACGCGAAUGUUAGAUUUGAUAAAAACUAUUUUGCGCAUUUUAUCGCGGUUUAUCUAUUAUAAUUUUUUCUCGAUGUUUCGAAGACUUCGCAGCCUUCGUGGUGAGUCCAUCUCAUUGACCACGAAAUCUGCAAAGUCCUAGAAACGCCGGGAGACAAUUAUAACUUAAAGACUGUGAUAACAUCAACAAAAUAGUUUUAUUUCAAUACAAGAUAUUUGUAUAUGCUACGGAGUAGUAUUGACACUAAAUAACUUAACAGAUAUUUGUAUACAUUUCUGGCACUGGCCGGAUCAAUUUACUAUACAUAAGUUGCCUUAUGGUUAACUGCCAGUUUUCAUAGAUUCAUAGACAAUACAAAUUGGAAAUAACCGUCUAUUAUAUUGUUGUUCUUGUAGUCUGCGCACGAUUGCUAAUCAUCCUAGUAUAUACGCUCCCAAUUUUUUACCCACUGAGCCAAUAGCAAUUCGAUCUCUCGAAGCCUUGGCUUCGAAUAAGUGCUAUUGUGCUCAUCUAUGUAAUUAAAAAAAAGUCAGAAUAUCAACGAUACUAAUUUAGGUUCAAGUAGGGUUUGGAAAUUCCCGACAAUUUCAAAUCCCUGGCCACGAGACAACCUACAAUUAAAGUCCCGGGACCUAAACCCUAGGUCCAAGAUAUUAAGCUUAUCCCUAAGGGUAGACUGAACACGAAAGUAAUAUUAUGGAGAGGUAAAGAAGGAUUGCAGUUGUCGAAUAUAAUGUCCUAAAAAUGUGAAUGACAGGUAAGAGAGACGUAAGUGACAAUAAAAUCUGCGUGGUAUGGUUUCGCAAAACCCCAAGUUUAUUGCAGAUUAAGUCUUUGUGCGCAGACUAAUAGUAUUAUAACCUAUACCAAUAAACGUUAUUAAUCAUUGUAAUGAGGAACAGUUCCUCUAGAGCAUUGAUUGCUAAACUGGACCAGGUGGACCCCCAGGAGUCCACGGGAGACUUGGGAGGCUUGACAUGGGUCUACGUUGGCGUGACUAAAAAAUGGGUGGAUAUAAUUUGUAAGCGGGGGUCCACGAAAAUGUACUUGGUUUGAUAGUAAAGUACUAAAAUGCUGGCUUGACUUCACAUAUGUAGGUAGACAAUAUUGAUAGGGGUCGUAAGAGGUACGGUGACCCCAAUAUAGCUAACUGUCCAGACGCCCCCCAUGAUGACUGGGCGAUAGUGUUAAUGCACAUUCUCUGCGAAAUCAAAAAAAAGUCCCCCGAAACCAGUACAACUUUGAAAGAGGUCUAUGAGAGAAAAAAGUUUGGGAACCUUUGCUCUAGACGAAGGAUCUCUAGCCAGGCGACUCCAGUGCCCGAACUAAGCAUUGUUGAGGUCAAUUCCCGAUUAAAAACGCUUAUUGGUAAAGCCCAUUUAGGCCUUUGAAUAAAAUAGCAAUAUAUGAAAAUAAUAGUGAUAUCAGCCUUGUAUUAAAUUUACCCAAUAUAGACAAUCUUUAGGCUUCGUCCAGAAUAAGCAGAUAGCGUGGUGCCGACGCGAAAUAUCAAAAUCAAAUAACCACUAUACGUGUCAAGUCAAAUUACUAUGGCCAGCGUUUACGGAACGGGACUUGGACUCACAUACCUAUAGAUGCCACUCAAUAUUUCUCUGAAUACGAUAUCAGCAGAGACGUUGUCACUUACAAUCGGUAUUAUAAUAUUGUUGCUAUUUAAUAAACAGACAGCUCAAGUUUUUAACCGACUUCAAAAAAAAGGAGGAGGUUAUCAAUUCGACGUGAUUUUUUUUUUUAAUUAAUAGUUCAAUACCUUAAAUAUCUAUUUACGAUCGUAAUCAAAGGUGAGAUCGGUUUAUUAAUAGUGCCCUUAGUGACAUCGUGUGCGUAGUUUUUGAAUGACCUUAACCCUGAGGCCACACUGAUAAGUCUACCUACCAAGUGUUGUACGUGCUGCCGACAAGCGAUAAAACCCAGUUUGGUCUUGUUGCUUGACAGAUGGCCUUGGACUGUGAAGUAGCACUUACCAGGUACCGUGUUCAGGAUAUAUAGGUCGUUGCAUCAAUAAAGGCGUGCCCCCACCACUUUUUCAGAGGGGGUUUUGCGUAGUAAGUGUACUGACCCAAGCCUCAGCUUUGACGCUAUUCAUAGUAGUGUACUUGUGCACUUAUACUGCGCACGCACAUUGUAAGCGAUUAAGGAAAGUACUGGGGCGUGUCUUCGUGGAUGAAAUUGUCUAUACACGUGGUGACAUGCAAGGUGCGAUAAAUUCAAUAUUGAAAAUAUAAUCGCUGCUCGCAACUCUUAUCGCCAUAGACGCUCCCGCCUUUGAGUCUGCACCAGUGGUGAAGGAUCCACAUAACCCAAUACCUACCAGCUUCCCUAUCAUAAUUAUGUAAAACUCUAAAUAUCAUUAGAUCGAUUUGCGAACUGCAUUCAUGGGUAUUAGAACCUAUGUAUAGUUGUGACGGGUCCCCUUUGGGAAAAUUUCAUCCUUCGCCACUGGUCUGCACCCGCUCUGCUCACCGCGUUCACUCUGGACGAGGCCUUACGAGUGGAAGUUGGCCUUUUUGGUCAUAAAUACAAUUAUGAAAUGUAAACAUAGAUAUAAUAGAGUAUUGAACAUUGUCAUUGUAAGAAGAGACUAUAGAUGAAAUAAAUGUAUGUUAUGUUAAUGAUUUACUAUACUUA